CGGAGUCAAGCUGGUGCGUGGAGCCUACCUGGAGAAGGAGGUCGCCUGGGCGCUGAAAUUGGGCAUACCGCGACCCAUCCACGACACCUACGAGGCCACCUCAGACAUGUACAACAGCCAGGUGGAGCGGAUGCUGGGCCGGGUGGCCGCGCUCGGAGACCGGUCAGCCGUUAUGGUGGCCUCCCAUAACGAGAACAGCGUGCGUCUGGCCGUCAGACUGAUGUCCCAGCUCGGCCUGCCGCGCGAUGACGGUCGAGUGCUGUUCGGUCAGACAUAUGGCGUCUACGAGCAGGUCUCUACACCGCUGGCGUCCGCCGGUUACGCCGUCUACAAGUCGACACCCCUGGGCGACAUCAGCUCCAUCCUACCGUACCUGGCACGGCGGGCUGCUGAGAACCGGACAGUAGCGCGGGGCACGCGCUCAGAGCGACGACUGCUGGCGGCCGAGCUGUGCAGACGACUGGGACUGACCGGCAGCUGACAGAAACGGGGAUGGUAGCCGACAGAAACGGACGGGCAGACGACCAGCCCAUGAGACCAAUACGGCAGUUGACAGACCCGGGACGGCACGGGAAUCCAACCUUCCCUGAGCAGCUCGGAUUGCAAUGAAAGUUGACCUGCUAAGCUAGCUCUAACUUGAUAAUUUUAUGACGGUGUCCAGCCCUCACUGACCAUCUGAAGUCGCUCACGGGAUCUGCGAUUCCCUGGUCAGCACCUCGGAUUAGCAGGGCAUCGUAUCGUCAUUGACCAGCCAAAGCUGCCACGAGAGCCGAAUAUCCACUGAACAGCGUCGAAAAGGCUCUUAGCGGCAUGCCAAUAUCUGCUAGUCGGAUAAUAGUUAUACAGCGUCACCCAGCCAAUCCAUAGAGGAAACGGAGAUUCAGAUUUGAACUUUGAGCUCUCUCACUCAUGCGUGCUCAUAUAGGAACAAAUACUCAGCAAUAUAUAGAAGGGUUCAACGCGAAGGAGUUACGUAACAAACGUAAGUCCGAAGAUGAUUGACGAUAUACUUUACUGAAUCUGCCGCGCUUUGCACUUGAGGGCAUAUUCUCGAUUGUGGGAACCUCUGCCGUGUAACUGUCAUCGACAUGCUUAGCGUCUCUUGUUUCAAUACAUAAUUUUUGAUA
Messenger RNA from Amphibalanus amphitrite, 1127 nucleotides. Its product is annotated as hydroxyproline dehydrogenase-like. The coding region runs from base 107 to 481 and encodes 124 amino acids. NCBI's taxonomy places the organism in Eukaryota, Metazoa, Arthropoda, Thecostraca, Balanomorpha, Balanidae. Gene Ontology annotation, cellular component: mitochondrion. The record is from RefSeq and is a predicted model, not a curated record. Gene Ontology annotation, molecular function: proline dehydrogenase activity; FAD binding. The transcript has 4 exons.